Molecule: messenger RNA, 176 nt
Organism: Acaulospora morrowiae
Lineage: Eukaryota; Fungi; Glomeromycota; Glomeromycetes; Diversisporales; Acaulosporaceae
Source: the annotation of a GenBank genome assembly
ACCAAGAUUUUCUCCUUCAAGAAGAACUUCAAAAACUUUGUGCAGAAUUGGUUUUCCUCGAGAACAAAUAUAAAGAUGUGUGCAUCCGUAACAUUCGAUUGAAAACUUUUAUGCGAACUCAUGGCACUCAAUACCGAAAAAGAAUUCAAUCACUUUUAGAAGCGAAUACCACCUGA